UCCGGGUCUGCCAAACAGGAAACGUGUUCUGCAACAGUAUUUUUCUUGCUUCAUAUCAACUUAUGCACACACUAGUCAUAUAAAAUAGAUAUGGCUGCGUCAAAUUAUUCCUUGAAGGUGAACAGGGAGCUGUUGGACCCCAACUUUGAGAGCUACAGGUUAUCUCUGGACUCCAUACCGACGUACAACGUUGAGCUGGAUGCUGCCGUGGAGGAGGUGAAGUUGAAGGAUACUCAGUACACCCUGGAACAUAUGCGUGCUUUUGGCAUGUACAAUUACCUCCACUUAGACCCUUGGUACGAAGACAGUGUUUUGUUUGUGGACUGCAAAGGAAGAGUUCUCAGUCUAACCGUCACUCUGAACAGCUUUUCCAACUUGGGAAAUGAGACCCUGAUUUGUUGUGUGUUGGUUCUGUCCUGGCAGCCGCUGUUCCUUGAGGACACGGGGGAGCCUUUCAGCCUCCUCCACAGCAUCUCUCAUGUCCAGGAGGGAGUCCACUCCAUGGAGGUGCUGCUGCUCCGCAUCCAGAAGGAGCCGCAGGAAACCAAGGGGAGCGGGUUCUGCGUGUCUCUGGAGUGGAUCACAGUCGCCAACAGUGCGGGACAAGGUCAGGAGAAGAAGUACGAGGUGAAGAAGAGGAGGGUCCUCAAUGGGAAGACGGUGCCUCACUAUGCAGCGGUGGAGCCGAAGGGGAAGGGGCUCAUGGUGGCCUCGGAGAAACCGUUCGCCUUCACUCAUGUGGACGGGCUCCCAGUGCAGCUGCCAGACCCCGAGCCCAUGGAGGUGGAGAAGACAGGUGGCCUGGAGCUGACCCUGCAGAAGCGUGAAGAGGGCCCGAUGUGGUCGGAGCUGGUGAUGGGGGACAAGAGAGGGGAGUACGUGAUGAGCGACGAGCAGGCUGCCCUCAUCCACGAGAGGCUGACCUUCCUCACCUCUGAAGACAUGAAUGGAAACCCUGACAAGGACAAGCCCCCGUGCAACUCCCAGGAGCUGGAGGACUGUGAUGGCUUCCCAGAAGACGGCUCCAGUCUCACACACUUUGAUGGAGAAUCACUCAAGCCCUCUCAGGUGUACUCUGCUGGAUACCUGAUGCUCUCUGCCUAUAAGAGAACGUUUUUAUCCAGCCGCUCUAUUGAGCAAGCCAGCUCACUACCUUGA
Messenger RNA from Notothenia coriiceps (black rockcod), 1158 nucleotides. It is a transcript of the gene nudcd1, whose product is annotated as NudC domain containing 1. Lineage: Eukaryota; Metazoa; Chordata; Actinopteri; Perciformes; Nototheniidae. The transcript has 7 exons. The coding region runs from base 91 to 1158 and encodes 355 amino acids. The record is from RefSeq and is a predicted model, not a curated record.